AUGAGUGAAUCACCACUUUCGGAUACAUUAGAUGAUUUAUUAUUCAUUAACGAUGGUAAUACAAAUUCUGAUGAUAAUAAUCAAUCAAAUGAAUAUACAAUACCGAUGACAAAUAAUUCAUCAAGUAAUGAAUUAAAAAUUAAAAUAAAAAAACGUAAAAAUGAACAAUCAUCAGAUAAUAAAGGGCAUAAAAGAAAAAAGAAAUCUAAAACACAACCAACAUAUAUGCGUCGUAAUAUUCGUACUUUAUUAACAAAUGAUAAAUUACACGAUGGAACAUUAACAGCACUUAAAGCUGAACAAGAUCGUCUUAAACGUCUUGAAGAAAUAAAACAAUCAUUACAAACAGUUUAUACUCAUCAACCAACAAAUUAUAAUCAAAUAUCAGCAUUAACAAAAUCAAAUGAACAAGAAUGUAUUGUUCUAGAUGACGAUGAUGAUAAUGAUAAUAAUAAUGAUGAUGAUAAUGAUGAUGAUGAUGAUGAUGAUGAAGAUCAAACUACAAAUUUAUUAUUAAAACCAAAAAUUGAUACAGAAGAAAAUAUUUCAAAUAAAGAAACAACAGAUCAUAAUGAAGAUAGUAAUGAUUCGGAUGUACAAUAUGUGGAAAGUGAUACGGAAAUAGUUAAUGAUAAAUUAACACAAAAAUUACAACGUUUACAUCUUGAUGAUCGAGUUAAUAUACCAGAUGAGAAUGGCGAUAUACUUGUUAACAUUAAUCAUCCUAAUGGUGAUCCUAAUUUGUACGUACCAAAACAUCUUUGUCCUAUACUUAAACCACAUCAAAUCGGUGGUAUACGUUUUAUGUAUGAUAAUAUUGUUGAAUCUCUUCAACAUUUUCAAACAACAGGUGGACUUGGUUGUAUUCUAGCACAUUCCAUGGGUUGCGGAAAAACUUUACAAGUAAUUACAUUUAUUAAUAUAUUAUUAGAACAUAAAAUAGCAAAAUCAGUUCUUAUUGUUGUACCAAUAAAUACAAUACAAAAUUGGUUGAAUGAAUUUAAUCGUUGGUGUCCAUUAAAUAAUCCUAAUAUUAAAUAUAAACGUUUAUUUCAAUUGUAUAUGUUGAAUGAAACAUCAAAAAAAUUUACUCAGCGUGCUAAACUUGUACAAAAUUGGUUUCAAACAGGUGGAGCACUUAUUCUUGGUUAUGAAAUGUUUCGUUUAAUGGUAAUGAAAAAAAAUUCUCAAACAAAUUCAUCCACAAAAAAUACCAAUACAAAUAAAUCAAUCAUAGCAAGACCUGCUACACCGGUUGUUGUUGAUCUUGAAGAAGAAGAAAAAAAUUUUGAAACAAUGGAAGAUGUUCGAAAUGCAUUACUCAAUCCAGAUCUUGUCAUUUGUGAUGAAGGUCAUCGAAUUAAAAAUCAUCAAGCUGGUGUUGCUAUUGCAUUAAAAUCAAUUCGAACACAUCGUCGAAUUGUUCUCACUGGUUAUCCACUUCAAAAUAAUCUCAUCGAAUAUUGGUGUAUGGUUGAUUUUGUUCGACCGAAUUAUCUUGGCAGUAAACUUGAAUUUUGUAAUAUGUUUGAACGUCCGAUAUUAAAUGGUCAAUGUAUUGAUUCAACAGUUGAAGAUGGAAAACUUAUGCGUGCUCGUGCACAUGUUUUACAUAGUUUACUUGAAGGUUUUAUUCAAAGACGUGGCCAUGAUGUUCUUCAAUCAGAUUUACCACCCAAAACUGAAUAUGUUGUUUUAUUAAAAUUAUCAAAUAUUCAAAGACAAUUAUAUAUGAAAUUUCUUGAAGCUGUUGGAGCUUUAUCAAGUUCUACAGAAAAAACAUUGAAUCCAUUAAGAGCAUUUGCUAUUUGUUGCAAAAUUUGGAAUCAUUCAGAUGUUUUAUAUAAAUUUGUACGUGAUCGUCAAGAUGGUUCGGAUUUAGAUUUUGAUUUUGAGCUUGAACAAAAUUCAAAUUCAACAAAUAAAACAUUAGCAACUAAAACAAGGUCAAAUAAUCGUUUAAAUUUAAAUAAUCGUGCAUCACCACAAACUGUAACAAUCAAUAAUCUUUAUGAACAACAAACAACAACAUUUUCAUUAGAAAAAAAAGAAUUUGAUUAUGAUUUUGCUAAUACAAUUUUAAAUUCAUAUGUAUGCGGACAAUUAUCAAAUGGAAUUAAGUUCCAAGUUGCCUUAGCAAUAUUAGAUUUAUGUAUUCAAGUUGGAGAUAAAGUUCUCAUAUUUAGUCAAAGUUUAUUAUCAUUAAAUAAACUUGAAGAAUUUCUUAGUCAACGUUAUAUACCAAAUACAGAUAAAAAAUGGGAAAAAAAUAUAAAUUAUUAUCGUAAGUUAAUAUUUUAUCAGUAA
Molecule: messenger RNA, 2307 nt
Organism: Rotaria sp. Silwood2
Lineage: Eukaryota; Metazoa; Rotifera; Eurotatoria; Philodinida; Philodinidae
Source: the annotation of a GenBank genome assembly